AUGGGAGUGAUGCAGACGCCUCCGCCGCCGACGACGACCGCCGUCCAAAAGCGCAAGGCUCUCGGCAUCGACUCACUCCUCGAGGUUUCCGCCUGACUCAGCUCUCCUCUUUUAUCGCGACGCCUACCGUAUCCUUCAUGGGCGACCGACUGAACCUUGAGCACUAAAACACAAAUUUUCGAUUGACUCGCUCUAGUAGUGAAAGAUAAGAACUUAUUUCGAGAUUUUGCAAAAAUUAACUGAGCCGUUUUUGAAGCUCAGAGCAAAUACUUAAUUUUAUUGAAUUACGAAACCUUUAUAGAGGGAAACUUUGUCGAACGUCCAAAAAUGAAAGUUCUUUCACUUUAUGUGAAAGUAUUUCGGCUUAUCUCGAAUCAAUCGAUGAAAAAAGUUUUUUUCGAAAAAAAAAACAUUAUUCCCCUUGCAGAAACAUAAUUUUUUUCAAGUCUUUGCUAAUAAGUUAUAUUUUUUUUAGUUAUCAAAGCUGAAUGCUCUUUUUUACUCUGGUGAGAUGCAGAGAAUAAAUGGCAGAAAAAUAAGUUAAAGCGCAUUAAAAGUUAAGGCUUCAGGCAUCAUAUGUGUGAAAAAAAUAAAAACAUUUUUGAUUUGAAAUUUAAAAAAUUGUAUACACACUUAUUUCACGGCCAGCGAAAUUUGCGUAGUGUGUACGUGAAAGAUUGUCCGAAUAAUGUUUAGCUCUAAAUUUUCAAACAUGUCGGCUUUUUUUUUAAAUUUCAGUAUUGUUUUUUAUUAGAGCAAGGCAAAACACAUUCUUCUAUAACUAAUAUUUCAUCAUCUACUUUUCAAGUUUUCCGGAUGGCCUGAUCAAUCUUUUGAGCUGGAAAAAAAAUAAGUUCGUUUCUUUUGACAGGAAUUCUCUUCAGGCAAAGCGUUCCUGUGGGAUGAUUGCCUUGAAAAAAGAACUCGCGGGACUGAUCGAACGCAAAAAAGAGUUUCUGAUGGCGCAGCGACGGGCUUCGCUUCUGGUGGACGAGCGGAUGACCGACGAGAGGACCGUCAUGAACGAGUUUGUUCCUUGCGACUUCCGAAAAGCCGGGAAGAGUCCUGCAUAACUGUGCAUUGGGUUCAAAACUACGUAGUUCCUAAUCACCGCACAGUUAUCACUUUGUGUUAUCUCGUCUAGGUCUGAUUAUGUGAUGGAAGGCAAAAAAAGAAUAAUUCUAGAAAACUCGAGUGCAAAACACAUGAAAACUAAAGAUAGAGUGUCUUUGUAAUUUUUCAAGCCAAGAAAAAAAAAACGAGUCUCUAUACCGGAGGCCACAGUGAACGAUUUUUUCCAAAAUUGUAAUGUAUUUUAAAAUAAAAUUUUGACUCUUGUAACCCUGAGAGACGGAAAGUUUCACGAAACGUAUUUUCUGUUUGGAAAUUUUUUUUAAUAUUCAGAGAUCCUGAAGUUUUUCAAAAAAUUAAAACAAUUAGUUCUGUGAAUACUGAUAUCACAAAAGUUUACAGAUUCGCAGAGUUUUAUCGCAAAGUUUCGUCGGCUCCGAUGGCUGUGGAGGAUCACAAAGAACAAAUGAAUCUCAUCAACCACACGAUCAAGGAGUAACUUGCUAGAUUCGACUGAGUCAGUUCAAUAUAUGAGGUUGAAGGUCCGUGGUGAUCGAAUGGCCGCGACAAGUGACGGGGCUCUCCGGCAAGGCUUCAGAUGACGUCGUCGAGGUCGACUUGGCUCCUCUAAUUCAUCGCGCUCGAAACGUCGUCAAAUGUCGCACCAGUCAUCCGACGAUGCGCGUCAAGUGAGUCUCAGCUGUUUCUCUGUUUCUAUCGAGACCAAAUUUCGUCAUUUGUCCUCAGUUUGUCAAAGUUGGGCGUUUCCCGGAUGCUGACAUUGACACAUCUUGCGCUGAGCUUCGAAAUUAAAGAUAACGAGGCCAAAACCGCAUUAGACCCAGGAAAACGCAAAAAAACUCCUCUCUUGAUAUUUGAAAUAAUUUUCGAAAUGAGAAUUGGUGCUGUUUAUUAGGAAGAUGAUUGAAAACAAAGAGUUUGGCGGCAUGUGGAAAUUAGAAAAAGUGCAGACUUUCUUGGGUAUGUCCUAGAGAAUUUUAGAACUUUCGAAAAUAAAGAAAUAUUACUUCAGGGUGUAUGCAAUAUCAAAAGAGGACGGCGCGAUUGGAACUCAGCCACGAACCAUGGAAGCCUUCUUCCGUGCAAGUCUUGUGAAGUUGGCCAGCGACGGAGCAGACUCCAGGUUAGUUCAUAUACUUCAUUCACCUCUUCGGACCAAAGACGUCUGAACCUCGUUUUUUCGCGCAUUGCUUCGCUACUUUUGUAAAAUGAACACCACCGCUUUAAUUUCGUCUCAAAUUAACAAAUUUUGAACUGUCAGCAGUUUUUUCAUGUUUUGCUUGUAGGUGCUGCCAAGUAGCCGGAAAGAUGAUUUUGACGCAAAGAGAAGGGACCGCAGCCACCAAACUUCUCGACCAAAGCGGGGCCACCGUCAACUGUGAUGGCAAGUUGGUGGCUAGCCAGGUGCACGCAAAUAGUUUCUGGUAAAACUGCGCUGUUUGAGAGCUCUCCGGACGCCUCCGCGCUGGUUCUCCUGGAACAACUGCACGAAAAAGCAGCCAAGACUACCACGUUGAAAUACGAGAAUGGAUUCUUAUGUGCCACGUUUCCAGAAAUGGUAAUUAUGGUUUGCAUCUGAAAGUGGUGGUCUUCGCGAAUUUCAAGAAGCAUAUUCCACUCGCGACGACUUGAAAAGUUGAUUUCUGUGUCCUCUUUUCUCAUGAAAUUAUGAAAAACUAUGUACGCAGAAGGACGAGACGAAGGACCGUAAGACCAUGCUUUCAACUCUUUCGACUACACGUUUGGACUUCUAGCUCGCCAAAGGCGGUUGUUCGUUAUAGCUUUCAAAGUUCUUGUUCACCGCCUAGUCGAUACAUCUAUGACUAAACCAACAAAAUAAAUGAUUUGAUUGGUUGAUUGAUAGAACCAAGAAAAGUCAGAUUUUUUUGUCUCUCCCCACUUUUUGCUUUUUUUUGGAAUAAAACGCAAAUCUACUUGAUAUGAAAGUUUCUUGACCAAACUCCUUGACAACUAAAUAUAAAUAGUAAAAACUCACAAAAAAUUAUAGAAAAGGAAAGAAUAUCUCAAAAAGAAUAUCUCAAUGGUCAUGCUUAUCGAAGGGACGCAGGUGAUUCACCUGAAAGGAUUAAAAGGAGCUGUUGAGGGGGUGACGCUGAACUCGAUGGUGGAUCGACGGCAGCUCGCGACUCGCUACGCCAUCCAGGUCGAAGUCGGCAUCAACGUCGACAACAAACUCAUCGUCAACCACGUCUGUUUCUUUGUGAUUGGUCGCUCCAGAGAACGCGGCCUUUAGAUCACUGCCAGACAGACCCUUUUCGAAGUUUUGGCGCAGUAUGUUUAUAGACAAAGCGCCUCAGAAGCGUUAUCGCUUGUUUUCGACAACACGCUCCUUUUCAAACGAAAACGAGAUAAGCGCCAAAAGUUGAAGCGUUGAGUUCGACUAAUCAAUUAUUAGAACGCGUAGGCCCAAAACUUGAUUUGUUUUAUUAGAUCAUAACGGAAAUCGUAAGUUUUUAACAAGACGGGAUUUUGAACUGAAUGUUUCACAAGUUUCAAACGACUAGAUUCGACACGUUUCUUGUGAAAUGAAUGAACCAUUUGUGACAAAGCCGAAAAAAUUAUGAACCAGACUGAAAAGAUGAUUGAAGUUGGUGGUAUCGCAUCCGUUUCUGAUUGCCAUCACAAACGACCAGACGGAGCCACUUCUGCACUCCAUCUUCUGGCAUCGUCUCGUCCACGCCGAUCACAACGUCAGUCAGCCAGUUCGAUUUCUAGGCAUCAUAAAUCAUCAUAAAGAGAAAAAUCCAAUCAACUCUCAUCGACAUGAUGCUAAACCACGCCCCUUUUUCUCGGGACUGUUCUAUCAAGGUUUUAUUUCAUUGGUUUUUUUAAAAAAUAAUGAUUUACUACUUUGAGAACCGAAAUACUAAUGGAAGUUCGAUAAAAUGCUGCUAGCAAGAUUUAAAACAAUAUUGUAGGUACACAAAAAAACUACAUGAUGAUCCUCGAUAUAUGUACAAAGUUCGCCUUUUAGGUUAACUUAUUUCAAAAAAUGUAGGAGCCAACUGAUUCGAGCGUCGAUCACACGCCGAUUCCUUGGGGCCUACUUCGGAAGGCUUUACGCAGCUUCGUCAAGUCUCAACUCGUCCAGGCUCGAUUUCUUUCUUUCCACGAGCUAUGCCACAUACAAGGCAUGAUUUUGCUUCCCAGGCAAGUUACAAUAAGUUGAAUAGAAAUACCCUUGGAUUUUUUGAGGAUCGUACAAUGUAGGACCACUGAGCAAGUGAGCGCGUUGGAAACCUCUCUUUUUGGGAACCUCUCCCAGCCUGCAGAAUGCGACGAAAACCCUUCGAGACAUCUUCGAAACCGAUUGCUGAGUGAAGAAGUUCUCCCAACAACUUUAAUAGAGCGCAAAGAGUUCAUGACGGUGAGCUAAACGCAAUCGGGGAGACUGUGGCCUUGCUCAGGACAAGUGCUACUCGAUCCUCGACAUGGCGACCGAACUCGGCCACUCAGUCUGGUUCUGGCUCUUCCGUGCCACCGAAAUGAUCCAAGUUCGUGUUGUCUUUUUUUUUCCUUUUCUCUUCAUUUGACCCCAAACUCAUGAUUAAGGAAAAUAUGAGAGAUCAAAUUCUAAUUAGUCUGAAAUAAUUACAAUAAUCUUUUGAUAUUGAAGAAAUAAUUUGUUUUAUUUAUAAUAUUCAAUGAAGAUAGCAGACAAAAAUGGCUUCUGCCGUUGAAACUGAUAAUGAGAUUUUUCAACCAAUUUCAUAGCUUUAUUCUCAUAUCAAAUCAUAACUAUCUUUUUCAAACCUUCAAUUUUCAUGUUUCUUUUUGCUUUUACUUCAGCAACAGCGUUUGUAAAGCGAUCAAGUUAAUUUCUAAGUUAUUAUUUUUAUUAGAAGAAGGCUCAUUUUUUUUUACUAAACGAAUCAAUCAAUAUCAAUAUUUAUUGGUUGUUUUAGUCAGAUGGUAUCGACUAGGCGGUGAAAAAAUUGCUCUUUUUAGCGGCACUAACACCGCCUUUGGCGAAAAAGAAGUCAAAACGUGUAGUCGAUUGAAUUGAAAGCAUGGUCUUACGGUCCUUCGCCUCGUUCUUCCACAAGUAGAUCCCUCCGUUUCGCGGGUACGGGCACGGCGGGGAUGGUAGGGCCCGGGCACGGACACCGUGUACACUCUAGGGUAGCCUCGGAAUGCCCAAAAAGAAAUGUUUUUUUGAAAAAGAUAUGAUUCGCUUUAUGUAUGUACUUUCAAAUAAACAGGUGAGAAUGCGAGAAAGGAUUCCGACCAUAAGGUUGAAUCUCACGCUUCGUAUUUCACUUCCUUCGAAGAGGAAUCAAUUUAAGGACGUCGGUCACCGGCUCAGUCCUUCUCCCAACGCAGGAGACAAAAAAUCUACGAAGACGAAAAAACAAUUGGCUGCUUCGGACGAUUACCAAACCAUGCUAAGCCUUUUCAACAAACAGUAGGUGUAGGAAUAACUCCAAACGCAGAAAAAGCUUCAGAAUCCUAACCUUCUGCUCAAUUAGAGACGUCCAAAAGGCUUUUGAGAAGUGCGACAGCAAGGGCGAUUCCAUUGCAGUUCGAUUCUGCGACGAGAACGCCGGAUACUUUUCGUUUGUCUAUGGAGUCGAGAGGGGGUUUGCCUUUUUUGGAUUUUCAAAAGAUGUUUUGUUCAGUUAUAAACCUUAGCUCAUUUGAAAUUUCGUCGGCGCCAUAGUUUAAUAAAACGAUUAUUUUCUAGCACCAGAAAAGUAGGAAUAGUUUUACUCUUUUUAGAAGGAGGUCAGGGAAAAACAAAUUAUAAACUUAAUAUGCUUAAAUUUUUAAAAUUUUCUUACUCGGGCAAUUCGGGGGAAAAAAAGUGUCUGCAGUGUGAGCGCUGUUUUGUGUAAAUGAAUUAUAGGAAAAUAAACUGAACAAUUAACUCACUUUAGAGAAGAAAUAUUUCAGAAACUGACCUAUGAACCCCCUUUUUCAGGAAGCCUGUUAUGGGUUCGAUAUCUUCAGAUCAAGUCAAGGACUUUAAGCAAGGCCUACCUGAAGUUUUGUUCGAUGAAAGCUUCCCAUCGAGGUCUCUCCCAAAAAUUUAUCUUUCUGAAGUUUGGGUCAAGGUACUCCCAAAUGAUACGUUUUGAAGCUUCGUCGCCCGAUGAAAAAUGUUUCGCACCUUCGUUACUCUUGUGAGUCUAUCCAGCUUGGUGGAUCUCCGAAACCCAAACGUUCAGGAAAAGAAAUGUGUUCCACAACUACGUGACGCAACGGUCGAAGCCCAACAGCGUGCCGAUUCUGGACGAGGAAAGCGUCCGCGUCGAUGCGCUGAGUGGCGUCCAACUGGCGCGAGCCUCGCCGCCGCCUCCACAGGCGACCGGUCUGCCCAGCAGUGUCUUCACUUCUGUCGCUCAGAACAUCGAUUGGUCCUUGUUCAGCGAAAGUGAGUAAAACUAACUUAUUCUCAUGGCCAAGUUCUUCUCAGGCAUGGGAAAUCUCGGUUUUAAUCAAGGGGUUCUGCCGCUGAUGGGCUCGAACAACAUGGACUUUGCUUCUCUUCUUAAACUAAUAACUCACGAGCCGUAAGAUUGGGUUAUUCCGAAAAAGUAUCAGAGUUUGAUGCAGAAGCGAAGAGCAGAACGAUGUUGAUUUGCCGUCCACGUCGGAAGAGACCGUGUCUCCCGCUUUGGACUCGGGGCUCCAAAAGGCGUUGACGUCAUCGGCUCCAAGAAGAGCGGCCGUCGAGGAAGAAGAAGACGAAGACGGCGACACUCCUACUACGAUGAGCAUUGCCGAGAUGUUGCUCAGGCAGUACCACGAGGAACACGGGGGCAGUCCGUCUUCAUGA
Caenorhabditis auriculariae is the source of this 6892-nucleotide messenger RNA. The record is from the annotation of a GenBank genome assembly. NCBI's taxonomy places the organism in Eukaryota, Metazoa, Nematoda, Chromadorea, Rhabditida, Rhabditidae.